GCUUGCAAAUUUUAGAUUUAAUCCCAACACGCCUUCUGUUGCAUUAGGAGGAUGGGUUACUUUAGCGUUCUCCUUUGACUACAUUAACGCAGACGUUUAUAUGUCUAAAUUAGUAUUUUUUCAGUCCAAAUAGGAGCGUAUACAUGUACAUAAUAGACACAAACGGGAUUUUGGGUUAAUUUCUCGCCAUUCUGUUUAACUAGCCGCACUGACUCGAUGAUUCUGAGCGUGAUUUGUUUGGUCUGGGUAAAACGCGGCUUGUUUGACAGAUGGGAAGUGGCUCAACAUGAAGGAGUUUCACUUAUUUACUUCUAAAUCCAAGACCAAACUGUACCAAAUUCAGAAACUUUUUUGACUUUUACCGGAAUAAUGGCGUCUGUAAUGGAGGAUCCUACACUUGAGAGACAUUUUAAAGGUCACAAAGAUGUUGUUUCCUGUGCCGACUUCAGCCCUAAUAAUAAACAGCUUGCUACUGGAUCCUGUGACAAGAACCUUAUGAUCUGGAACCUCACUCCUAAAGCCAGAGCGUUCAGGUUUGUGGGUCACACAGAUAUCAUUACAGGUGUCCAUUUUUCUCCAAGUGGUUCCUUGGUGGCAUCUUCAUCCAGAGAUCAAACAGUUCGACUGUGGACGCCCAGCAUAAAGGGAGAGUCGACUGUGUUCAAAGCCCACACAGCGAGCGUUCGAAGCGUUCAGUUCUCCAGCGAUGGCCAAAGGCUGGUCACAGCUUCAGAUGACAAGUCUGUGAAAGUGUGGGGUGUCGAACGGAAGAAAUUCCUCUACUCUCUCAACCGGCACACCAACUGGGUGCGCUGUGCGAGGUUUUCACCAGAUGGUCGUCUUGUUGCUUCCUGUGGUGAUGACAGGACGGUUCGCCUCUGGGAUAUAUCCUCACGUCAGUGCAUCAACAUUUUCACAGACUACGGAGGGUCAGCAACAUUUGUGGACUUCAAUUCCAGUGGCACGUGCAUUGCAUCAUCGGGAGCGGACAACACAUUAAAAAUCUGGGAUAUUCGUACAAACAAGUUAAUACAACAUUACAGAGUUCAUAGUGCAGGGGUCAACUGCUUUUCCUUCCAUCCAUCCGGAAAUUAUCUCAUCAGUGGUUCAAGUGACAGUACAAUGAAGAUCUUGGACCUCCUGGAGGGGAGGCUCAUUUACACCCUUCAUGGCCACAAGGGUCCAGUGGUGGCUGUGGCGUUUUCUCGAGACGGAGGUCUGUUUGCUUCAGGAGGUGCUGAUUCUCAGGUUCUGAUGUGGAAGACCAACUUCGAUUCGCUGAAUUACAGAGAUCUGUUGAGCAGGCACAGCAAACGAGUCACUCCAGAUCCCCUUCCACACCUGAUGGACAUUUACCCUCGAUCACCUCACCGACACAGUGCUCAGAAUGGCACAGUAGAGAUUAAUCCCAUUGUUGCUGAUACUCAGUCUGGUGACCCUCAGGUGGUUGAAGUGGGACGUGUUCUUUUCUCCACAGCGGAUGUAAGAAGCCAUGACAGUGCAACAAGCGGCAGAGAUCGGCCCAUCUCAGGUCCAGGUCGAACUCAUAUGCGACACCGAGAAGAGGAGGAUGAAGACCAAGAUGAAAGGUUUGCUGGCAGCAUGACAGCAUCUAGAGAGGAGCGCUCAGGUAUCCCAUCAAGCCUUGCUAGCACUCUGGAGAACAUUGUGCAGCAGUUGGACAUCCUGACCCAGACCGUUGCUGUCCUCGAGGAACGUCUUACUCUGACCGAAGACAAACUGAGGACAUGCUUGGACAACCAGGUCCUGCUUCUGCAGCAGACACAGCAAGUGGACGGAUCAGACGAGGAAGCUGAAGGACCGUCUGUGUGAAGGAUACCCAACCCCGGUGGUCCUCACUUCAGUGGUAACUUCCUCUGGCCUGCAGGGGGGGACACGCCAAAUCCCUUUUUUUUUUCUUUUUUUUUCAUUUUAGCUUAAAGACAUCCAGCUGUGUCAUUCCGAAUGAGAACAUUGGACUUAACAAUGCAACAACAAAAAAAAGACACAAGAUGAAAAGACACAAAGCAGGAUGAAGGAGGGGCUGGAGGGGAUUUGAGGGAUCAUACAGCAUUCUCACCCAAAAAAAAGUCAUGGUAAGAGGACAGCUGCAGCUAAGACAACAUCCCAGUCAUGUUUUGACAGCAGCAAUCAAGACAUAUCAGGAAAGAGACUGACAGAACAGACAAACAUGCAUAGAUUUUUACAGUAUCCAGAUUGGGUUGUGUCUGCUGCAUCACAUGUAUUAUGUAAAUAUAGACCACUAUGAAUGAAUUACAGUCUCUGGUGUGAUUUAAGUCCCAGGCAGCAUGAAUGGUUUGUGUAUGUGCAUGUAAGGCCAAGUAAGUGUCCUCAGAGACACUUGCAGCCUUGUAUACUCUUUCUCAAUCAGCCGCAGCCUUGUGGCUUUCCUCUGGGUGGAGGUCAGACGGCAGCAGGCAACCAAUCGACAGAAGGGCCCAGCGGUUCUUGUUUGCUUUUUUUCGUACCACAUCUUUCUGUGUGUGGCAGCUCUGCUAAACUCUUCCUGACAGUCUUACAUAAAAACAAUGCAUCCAAACGGCGAUGAAAACAAAUCAUUUAGACCAGUUUCCCAAAGAUGUGGCCGACACGCUUUAUAAAGUAUAACAUUGACGUUUAGUGAUGUCCAUUACAGUGGACAGAUGAUUAAAAGCCAUUUUUAGCCAUUCAGAUUGUGAUGUUACAAAUUUCACUGUACUUUUCAAAUUGUAUGUAAAGAAUUUAUCAUAAACACAACAAAAAAAUUCCAGCAUGUGACUGUUGUUGUUG
Onychostoma macrolepis is the source of this 2790-nucleotide messenger RNA. RefSeq names its product POC1 centriolar protein B (gene poc1b). The transcript is spliced from 12 exons. Bases 370 to 1833 code for a protein of 487 amino acids. Gene Ontology annotation, cellular component: centriole; ciliary basal body. NCBI's taxonomy places the organism in Eukaryota, Metazoa, Chordata, Actinopteri, Cypriniformes, Cyprinidae. Gene Ontology annotation, molecular function: protein binding. Gene Ontology annotation, biological process: cilium assembly. The record is from RefSeq and is a predicted model, not a curated record.